Molecule: messenger RNA, 2031 nt
Organism: Suillus fuscotomentosus
Lineage: Eukaryota; Fungi; Basidiomycota; Agaricomycetes; Boletales; Suillaceae
Exons: 6
Coding region: 25-1914 (629 amino acids)
Source: RefSeq, a predicted model, not a curated record
GUAUUACCUGCUUCCCACCAGUCGAUGUCGAGAAUGCGGACGUCGGACAAGGAAGCAGAGCCUGAGAUUGAUCAUUUACCUCCUGCUUAUGACACAUUGUCAAUUCACGGGGGUGUUCCAUCGAUACCUGCCAUCGCCAUCGCUCUCGCUCACCACGAUGAGGCAACUCCUAUUGGCAGCAUUAGUACUGUUGUAACGGAUGUGCAAGAAUUUGAGCCUCCUUCUCGGAGUCUGGCACACACGUUGCCCAGGAGCAGGAGCAACAUUGACUUUGCAACCCAAGUUACAAAACUUCCAAACGAUGUGGUGAUCCCAACAGUGGAUGUGAACAAAUCGUUCCCAGAGCUCCCGCAAUUCAAUUCUCUUUGCGUCCUCCUCCACCAAAAACGCACUAAGCACACUCAGGCGCGUAAAGCAAAAUCUGGCUCUAGCUCAUGGCUUUCUUUCCUCCCAUUUAUAUCCUCCAAAGCUACGAAACGCGACCGUCAGUCCGUGCUUGCGCUUAUUCACGACCUUGUCGUUCCUCCGCCAAGCAACUCUGGUAACCUGAGUCCCAAAUCUCCGCAAUCGGCCCUAGCAGAUCCACAUGAAAUACUAGCUUCUUGCUCCAAAAUAUGCUCCACGAAGAACCUGUCACUAUCUACGCUUCUUCAAGAGCCACAUAUAGCAGGUCACACUGCCAUCUAUUGGGCCAUCGUCAACUAUAACCCCUCCCUCCUUGAUGCUCUGCUCAAAUAUGCCUCUCCUUUAACCCCUACGACACUCAGUGAAACGAGGAAGGCAUGUUUGGUGGUGAGUAAUCAGCCAUUAUUCCAGAACCUCAGACACAGUGUCGGGCUGUGCGCAAGUGGACUACGGAGUGCUACUGAUGGACUGCUUCUUGGUCAACGCCCACCAGAUGACGUGCGUAUUGAAGAGGGCCCCAAUGGUACUUUUGCUGCAACACUGGAUAUUGCAAUGUGGCAGAAACGUAUACGCGCAGUCGGGAGCGUGAGCGUGGAAUUCAUUGCCUCUGGCCAUAUAUUCGCAUUAACCUUCUUUACCGCCGAUCGUCCGCAACCCAAGUCCAAGUCCACCAAAGACAAAAGAGCGGUAGGGCCCUUGCACGUCUCACUCUCCCUCCUCGAGCACAGCCUACCGACCUACGUGGAUGCAGCAGUAGUCAUCGAUGGACCUCCUCCCCUUCCUCCAUGGCCUUGUCUUCGUCCACCAAGAAACUCCUCACCAAGAAAGCACAUUCACAGUGCUAGUUUCUCAGGCAAAGAGACAGGCUAUGGCUUUGAGAACGGAGUGGGACUUUGGGGUUGUGAAGCGAACUCCAACUAUGAUGAACAAGCGCGCACGCGCUUACCUUCUCCUUCCUCGCUCAGCUCUCCUGGCUAUUCUCGUCCUGCAACGUUCUCAGGUGCAAAUGCACAAGAAAAGAUGCUGCUUCCGCCUCCCUCGCACUCCCACCGUGGGCUAAUCCAGACUCAUUCGUCUCCUUCGCUCAAGCAACUGUCCUCGUCCCCGUCUCGUUCCUCGCAUAUGUUAACAUCUGUAUUGGACAGUAAGGUCACAGCUCUCACGCCCAAGAAGCAGCUCUUGAAGCUGAAGAAUGCUUCGUUGGGAUCCAGUGGGCAUACUCCGGUGGUGCUCCGUUUUAGUGUAGGCAAGUCUCUGCUUGCUUAUCGUAUGAAGAAUGGAGCCGAUCCACACGGCUUACCUCACCCUACUACCAUCAAACCUGAUACCUGGUCCGAACAUGGGACGCGGUAUGUCUCUGCGAUCGUAAUGCCACUCGGAGAACAAGAUGGAGCGGGGUUGAUGUUUGACACAUCCCCGCAUAUUGCGUCUGAUGGUAGUUUACGAGCACGGCUAGAGGCGAGGUUGGUGAAAACUGAGGAAGGAGGGAAAGAGUGUAUUAUUUGCUAGUUUGAUGCAGGGUGAUCAACUUUUUUGGUGUGGUGUUGGUCCAGGCUCGUCAUCUGACUUGGAGAUCUCUGCCCAAACGGACUUCUCAUUACGUGUACUAAAAUAGACUCUAUGUGA